AUGAUUCCUUCAGCCAACUUUACCAGGAUUAAUGAGUUCCUAUUGCUGGGCUUCUCUUAUCUCCAGGAAAAGCAGCUUAUGCUUUUCCCACUCUUCUUCUGUCUUUAUCUGCUUAUUCUGAGUGGGAACAUUACUACAGUGACUGCCAUCUUCCUGGAACACAAACUUCACACUCCAAUGUACUACUUCCUGAGUAUUCUUUCUAUCUCUGAGACUUUCUAUACCAUUGUCAUCCUGCCCAAGAUGCUCCUUAACCUUCUUUCUGUACUCAGAACUAUCUCCUUCAUCAGUUGUGCUGUCCAGAUGUUUUUCUUUGCUGGCUUUGCUGUCAACAACUGCCUGCUGCUUGGGGUAAUGGGUUAUGACCGCUAUGCUGCUAUCUGCCACCCUCUGCGCUACCCAAUUCUCAUGAGCUGGAGAGUAUGUGGGCAGCUGUCAAUCACCUGUGGCAUUUUAGGUUUUAUGACCGCACUAAUUAUGGUUAACAUGAUCUUUAGUCUCCCCUUUUGUAAUUCCAACAAAAUCAACCACUAUUUUUGUGAUAUUUCACCUGUUAUUAGGCUUGCCUGUACAGACUCAGAAACUCGUGAAUUUAUCAUUUUCAUCCUUGGUGCUCUUGUACUUGUGAUCCCCUUUUUCUUUAUUUGUAUUACCUAUCUCUAUAUAUUGAAAACCAUCAUGAAAAUCCCCUCAACUGAAGGGAAGAAAAAGGCCUUCUCUACCUGUGCUUCUCAUCUCACAGUGGUAAUCAUUCACUACGGCUGUGCUUCCUUCAUCUACCUGAGACCCACAGCCAGUUGUAUUUCCAAUAAGGACCGCAUAGCCACAGUGACAUACACCAUCAUCACACCUCUGUUGAAUCCUAUAGUGUAUAGUCUCAGAAAUAAAGAUGUACAAAUGGCCAUCAGGAAGGUGUUGAGCAGGAAAUUUCACUUAAAAUGA
Molecule: messenger RNA, 942 nt
Organism: Antechinus flavipes (yellow-footed antechinus)
Lineage: Eukaryota; Metazoa; Chordata; Mammalia; Dasyuromorphia; Dasyuridae
Product: olfactory receptor 10R2-like
Exons: 1
Coding region: 1-942 (313 amino acids)
Biological process (GO): G protein-coupled receptor signaling pathway
Cellular component (GO): membrane
Molecular function (GO): G protein-coupled receptor activity; olfactory receptor activity
Source: RefSeq, a predicted model, not a curated record